Molecule: messenger RNA, 821 nt
Organism: Neodiprion fabricii
Lineage: Eukaryota; Metazoa; Arthropoda; Insecta; Hymenoptera; Diprionidae
Exons: 4
Coding region: 1-696 (231 amino acids)
Source: RefSeq, a predicted model, not a curated record
AUGCUGCCCAAUCGAAUAUGCUUCUUCCUACACUUUCAAUUAAAAAGUCGCGUGGAAUUGCGUCGAGCGUCGCUAUGGAGACAAUGCUUUGUUAGUCAUGUUAGUGUUUCUUCGGUACAGAUUCGCGGUGUUUUUCUCUCAAAUGUAUCUCGUCGGACUUUGACGGCAUGUGCGAUGGAGGGAUCGAGGACAAUGGAAGAAUGCGAUGAAACUUGUUCCUCAAAGCAGGAUGGCGUUGCUGAGAUGCGACCGGAAAGUCGCUGCGAGGAUCAGCACCGCUGGCAGACUGUGACGAAUGAUUCGUAUCAGGCCCCGUUGCCCAACCUUUCGCGAACAUUGGGCCGAAGACGCGAACUGGUGAAAAAUUUUAUCAGUAAUCGAGUUUUUGGAGAAGCGAUCGAUGCUAUGAUCGCCGAGCCGCCGCCUGAGCCUGUCAGUCCCUCUGAAUACGUGGAGAGUUUCUGCGACUCAAAAUUCACUCCCUUUAUGGAUCGAAUCGAGUACGACAACAGGAAACACACCAAGUAUCCCCUCUACGGCGGUGCAACAGUCCAGUCCUAUUACAAAUCGCAACUUGAUAACGGAACGCUUAAAGCUCGAUCGGAAAUUGCAAACCUCAACGAGCCUUUUCGAAGAUCGUCCGCUUUCACGACACCUCCAGAUUUGGCAAUCAGAGAGCCGGUAGGAGGAUUCUAGAAAUCCAUCUUAAUCAUUGGAACUGUUGGCUGGAGUGUAUGUAUCAAGAACGGCAGCCUUAUCAGUUGACCCGUUAACUGAAAAAUAUAUCUUUAGUCAACAUCUGACUAUCGAAGGGCCUGGCC